AACUCCCUCACCGAAUGUGUGGUCGGAUGCUUGACAUGUAGUAUCUCCUGUUCUUGUCAACAUCGCUGCCAGUAGCUAGGUCGAUAUAUAGCUUUCUCUCUGUCUCUUCGACCUGCCUCCUCCUUCGCUAUAUAUCUCUCAGGAUCUGUUCAUAUUUGAUACUUACCUGCUCACUGAAUUCAGAGGGUUUUCAGGGUGUUAGAAAAGAAAAAUUCAGAGCUGAAAACUUCAGUGAGAAGGAGAAGUAUCUUGGAAGUGCUGCAUUAUGGGGGAGGAGAAGCAAAGCUCCAAGCUUUCAGAACUUCUGCUUUGUUUGUUCAGAUUCUCCGGCCAGGACGGGUGGCAGGCAAGCUGCUGCGACGCCGGCUCGUCUCCGAGUUCGCCGGCGUCGGGGAGGAUGCGUUGCACGAGAGCUAUCAGAGCGAUACCGUCAACUACAGGAUGUUCGCCGGCACGUGGAACGUCGCCGGCGUGGCGCCGCCGGACGAUCUGGACCUGGAGGAUUGGCUGGACGCCAAGGCCAACUCCUACGACAUCUACGUUGUUGGGUUGCAGGAGAUCGUGCCGCUGAACGCGAGGAACGUGCUCGGUCCGACGAAGAGCUCGGCGGCCAUGAAAUGGAACUCGCUCAUCGGCGACGCUCUGAACAUGUCCACGGGAAGAAGACGAGACGGGGAGGAGGAGGCGCAGGCGCAGCGGCUCCAUGGGCAGCAGCGGUUCAGGUUCGUGGUGAGCGAGCAGAUGGUGGGCAUCUUCGUGUCCGUGUGGGCGAGGAGCGGCCUCCGCCGGCACGUCCGCCACGCCGCCGCCUCCUGCGUCGGCGCCGGCGUCCUCGGCCGGCUGGGCAACAAGGGCGCGGUGACCGUCCGGUUCUUGCUGCACGGCACCAGCUUCUGCUUCGUCUGCUGCCACCUCGCCUCCGGCGGCAAGGACGGCGACGCGCAGCUCCGCAACGCCGACGCGGCGGACAUCCUCGCCAGAACCACCUUCCGCCGCCCCGCCACGGCGCCACCGGCCGAGGAGCUGCCGCGGAAGAUCCUCGACCACGACCGCGUGGUGUUGCUGGGCGACCUGAACUACCGGAUCGCCAUGGACGACGGCGAGGCGCGGCUGCUGGUGCAGGCGAAGAAGUGGAGCAUGCUGCUGGAGAACGACGAGCUGCUCCCCGAGCUCUCCGACGGCGGCUGCUUCGACGGCUGGCGCGAGGGCCUCGUCACCUUCUCCCCGACCUACAAGUACCACCUCAACUCCGACGCGUUCUGCUGGCGCGUCGACGGCGGCGACAAGCAGCAGCCGCGGCGCGCGCCGGCAUGGUGCGACAGGAUACUGUGGCGCGGGAAGGGGCUGAGGCAGGUGAGGUACGACCGGUGCGGCGGCUACCGGAUCUCCGACCACCGGCCGGUGAGGGCGGUGUUCCACGCCGUCUGCGAGGUCGCCGGCGGAGACGUCCAGCGCUCCACUCCGGCGUUAGCGUAGCUAGUUUUGGACAUGUCAAUCUCUCUUUUUUUUUAAAAAAAAACUUAAUUACCAAAUUAAUUAGCGAGCUGACAUCCGUCUCUUCUAAGUGUGUGGUAGCUAGAGAGGACCAUUCGACCGUGGAUUGUGUACAUGGCCGUCUUAUGAUGGAAAAAGAAUCUUAUCGUGCAAAUUAAUUUGUGGUGCAGAACUAGAUAGAAAAAUGUGCAUACAAAACGCGUAACUAAUCCUUACUGUUGAUAUUUGGUCGAUGUCUACGGUAAUGUAGCUAGAUAGGAAAAAAAAUACUGUCUUUGAUGGAGAAAGUACUAGUAUUAAAUUUUUAAUAUAACAA
Messenger RNA from Oryza brachyantha (malo sina), 1810 nucleotides. Its product is annotated as type IV inositol polyphosphate 5-phosphatase 9-like. Lineage: Eukaryota; Viridiplantae; Streptophyta; Magnoliopsida; Poales; Poaceae. The transcript has 7 exons. Gene Ontology annotation, molecular function: phosphatidylinositol-4,5-bisphosphate 5-phosphatase activity; inositol-polyphosphate 5-phosphatase activity; phosphatidylinositol-3,4,5-trisphosphate 5-phosphatase activity. Gene Ontology annotation, biological process: phosphatidylinositol dephosphorylation. Bases 442 to 1476 code for a protein of 344 amino acids. The record is from RefSeq and is a predicted model, not a curated record.